GGGUGGCUUUUGGGUAUUUGUACAUUGUUCGCACGGCGCUACAUCUGCAUUAUUGCAUACAUACAUACAUACAUAUAUGACGGGUAAAUAGAUACAACAGCGAGAGAGCAGCGAGUUCGUUAUUUUUCUUACAAGAGCAUAGCGUUAAGCUACCGUAAAUACGAGUACAUUGAGAUCAUCCCUACUCACCUAGCGUACAAACAUACAAAGAAACCGACUUAUUGCCUGACAAAACAAAUCGAGCCGUUAAAGUGAACGCACGCGCAGUGCAGCUGUAUUUAUGGAACAAUCAAGAGAAAUUGCAAGUGAAAAUAAAUGAAAUUAACUGUUUUUUUAAAUAUUUCAAGAAAAAUGGUUGAAGGAGGUGUUUUAAAAGUUUGCUAUCGUAAACGCUUGUCUAUCAUCCACUAUGAGCCGACCAAUUGUUACGACCAGAUCAUUAAAUUGAUUAUUCAAAGCUUCAAUAUUCCCGCCUCACAUGAACGUGCGCUGCUGAUCUCCACCGAAAAUGGCAGAAUUUUUGACAGGCUACUCUUUGAUUACUUUCUAACACUUUUCCCCAAUCCCAGCAUCAUUUUUUACAUACGGUAUGAUUACAAUCGCGCAGUGAGCAUUUUGCAAUCAAUACAACAACAACAGCAACAAGAAAUAAAAACAGUAAUAGAAAGUAGUGAUAUUAAUAUGGAAAAGGAGAAAAAAGAUAAUACCGAGUGUGAAGCAGACAAAUAUAAGUUUACACCGGUGUUUCGCAUGAAUUGUUUUAUAUACGAAUAUCCAACUACUAAGAUAAAAGCGGAAAAUAAUAGUAGUAAGAAACAGAAGUCUAGCAAUGUGAAGCACUCACCACGAAGCGAGUUCAUGAAACGUGUGAAAAAGCAUUUGCAAAUUGGUGAAUUGAAAAAGCGCACAAGAAAACCGUUGGCACAGGUAAGGCGCAUUAUGCGAGUGUAGAGAUGGGUGUGCAGAGAUGACUGCAAAAAUAAAGCAACAAGACAGAGGCAAAAAUACGACUAAAAAUGAACCUCGGGGAUUUUGUUUAUGAAGAAAUGUUCUAAUUUAUUCCAGCAACAAAGGAGAUCAGAUGGUCUGCCGUUGAAUGUAUACAACUUUGAAUUACUCAUUCCUUUAAUUUUAUUAAAAUACUCUAAUCUGUAAAAUAUUGACUGAUAUAAUCAUACCUUUACUCAAUUAAGCGAAGUGAUAAAAUAUUUAUGUACAUACGGAUAUAUACAUUUUUUAUAGCGUUUAUUAAGUUAUACAUUAAGU
Anastrepha ludens (Mexican fruit fly) is the source of this 1266-nucleotide messenger RNA. RefSeq lists its product as uncharacterized. The record is from RefSeq and is a predicted model, not a curated record. Bases 316 to 951 code for a protein of 211 amino acids. Lineage: Eukaryota; Metazoa; Arthropoda; Insecta; Diptera; Tephritidae. The transcript is spliced from 2 exons.